This is a messenger RNA of Esox lucius (northern pike), 9881 nucleotides long. RefSeq names its product neurofibromin 1a (gene nf1a). The record is from RefSeq and is a predicted model, not a curated record. Gene Ontology annotation, biological process: regulation of GTPase activity. NCBI's taxonomy places the organism in Eukaryota, Metazoa, Chordata, Actinopteri, Esociformes, Esocidae.
AGUUAAAACAGAAACUGCUGGAUACCUUUGGUCACUAACAUAAUGGUUAACACAUACUUCACUUGGAGGGUAGCCAUUCAAGAUAGCUAGGGACAUGCUAAAAUAUUAGCUACAUUUCAUGGCAAAUGUUUUUGCGCAUCCUACCUUCGACAUAGACACGCGACGCACGCGCAUCUGCUCCACCAAUCUCUUCUCCCCCUUCGUACUUGUUCGGUUUCACGAUUUCGCUGGGAAUACUUCCGGUGGUGUGUCAUGGAGGCAUGGUAAAACUUGAAAAAAUAACCAACCUGUACUGUCUUCUUCAGACAGAGGUUUUUGCACUGGUACCUGGAUAAACAUCGCCACGAACAACGAUAUUGGUUUUGGAAUUGCACGCAGUAAAUCGCGGUUUCCAUCCGCUCGGCCAUGGCGGCACAUAAACCAGUGGAAUGGGUUCAGGCCGUGAUAAAUAGAUUCGACGAGCAGCUUCCUGUUAAAACAGGACAUCAGAACACCCACACCAGAGUCAGCACAGAGCACAACAAAGAAUGCCUCAUCAACAUCUCAAAGUACAAAUUCUCCCUCGUCAUUAGUGGCCUCACAAACAUACUGAAAAAUGUGAACAACAUGCGGAUAUUUGGCGAAGCUGCUGAAAAGAACCUCUACUUCUCCCAGCUGAUUAUCCUGGACACACUGGAGAAGUGCCUGGCGUCGCAAUCAAAGGACUGCCUGCGUCUGGACGAGACCAUGCUGGUGAAGCAGCUGCUGCCAGAGAUCUGCCACUUCAUCCACACGUACCGCGAGGGCCACCAGCACGCCGCCGAGCUCCGUAGCUCCGCCUCCGGGGUCCUUUUCUCCCUCAGCUGCAACAACUUCAACGCCGUGUUCAGCCGCAUCUCCACCAGGUUGCAGGAGUUGACGGUCUGCUCCGAAGACACUGUGGAUGUCCAUGACAUAGAGCUCAUGCAGUACAUAAAUGUGGAUGGCUACAAACUCAAAAGACUGAUCCAAGAAACUGUGUUAAAAUUUAAAGCCUUGAAGAAGCCUGCUCAACUUGCUGUCAUUAACAGUUUGGAAAAGGCCUUUUGGAACUGGGUGGAGAACUACCCUGAUGAGUUUACCAUGCUAUACCAGAGGCCGCAGACCGACAUGGCAGAUGCGGCUGAGAGGCUGUUUGACCUGGUGGACAGCUUUGCUGAGAGUCCCAAGAGGAAGGCAGCCGUGUGGCCUCUGCAGAUCAUCCUCCUCAUCCUCUGUCCCGAGAUCACACACAUCAUCUCCCGUGAGGUGGUGGAGGAGAGCAAGGCCAAUAAGAAGCUGUUUUGGGAGAGCUUGAGGAAGGCCCUAGCAGGCCAGGGGGUCAGUAAGCAGCUAACAGAGAGUGCAGCCGUUGCCUGUGUCAAGCUGUGCAAGGCCUCCACCUACAUCAACUGGGAGGACAACUUGGUCGUCUUCCAACUGGUGCAGUCCAUCGUAGUGGACCUGAAGACCCUGCUCUUCAACCCCUCCAAGCCCUUUUCUCGUGGGGCAGGCAGCCAGAACGCAGAUGUGGACCUCAUGAUCGACUGCUUUGUCUCUUGUUUCCGCAUCAACCCUCACAACAACCAACACUUUAAGGUCUGUUUGGCCUCCUCCUCUCCUUCUACCUUUCACUUCGUCCUGGUCAACUCCCUGCACAGAAUCAUCACCAAUUCUGAUCUGGACUGGUGGCCCAAGGUGGAUGCUGUGUACUGCUACUCUGGAGAGCUGCGGCUGAUGUUCUCCGACACGCUGAGUCGAGUGAUGCAAAGCCUUCACACACACGCUCCACUACGCAUGACGCCGAGUCUAACGUUCAAAGAGAAGAUGACAACUAGCCUCAAGUUCAAAGAGAAAGCCACCGAUCUGGACACACGCAGCUAUAAGUGCCUCCUCCUGGCCCUGGUCAAGCUCAUCCAUGCCGACCCCAAACUCAUGCUGCAUAAAACAGAGAAGCAGGCUCAGGAGAUCAAGAGCAGCACAGCGGAGCUGAUCACAGGCCUGGUGCAGCUGGUGUCCUUGGCCAACACAGCCCAGCUCUCCCAAGAGGCCAUGGAGGCUCUGUUAGUGUUGCACCAGCCGGAGACCAUCGAGCUGUGGAAUCCUGAAGCCCCCAUUGAAACCUUCUGGGACAUCAGCUCCCAGGUUCUCUUCCUGAUUUGUAAGAAGCUGAUUGGCCACCAGAUGAUGAACAGUACAGAGGUGCUGAAAUGGUUACGGGAGGUCCUGAUCUGCAGGAACAAGUUCCUCCUAAAGAACAAGGAGUGUGCCACUCAGGGCAGUGGGAUCCCCAUCUGCAGACAAGCCCAGACCAAGCUAGAGGUCAGCCUGUACAUGUUCCUUUGGAGCCCUGACGCUGAGGCUGUUCUGGUGGCCAUGUCCUGCUUCAGACACCUCUGUGAGGAGGCCGACAUCCGCGGCUCUGCCGACGAGGUGCCCGUCCAGACCAUCCUGUCCAACUACACCACCUUCACAGAGUUUGCCUCCAUCAGCACCGUGAUGGCCACAGGUCGUUCCACUCUUCAGAAGAGGGUGAUGGCCUUGCUGAGAAGGAUAGAGCACCCCACCCCUGGAAACAAGGAGGCUUGGGAGGACACGCAUGCCAGAUGGGAGCAGGCCACCAAGCAGAUUCUGAACUUCCCCAAAAACAAGGUGGAAGAUGGGCAGGUAAGACCCAGCCAUGUUUCCCUGUCACUCAGCCAAGUGAAUCCCUACUCUGAGCUGUACCUGAACACCCGCUCUGUCUCCCCCCUGCAGGAGUGGAUCAACAUGACAGGCUUCCUGUGUGCUCUGGGGGGGGUGUGUCUCUCCCAGGGUACCACGCCAUGUGGUCCGCCCACCUACAGCCCCCCCAUGGGUUCCAUGAGCGAACGCAAGGGGUCCAUGGUCUCCGUGGCCUCCUGCGAGGCCCCCAGCACUGCAGCUGGGGCCUCAGCCGCCUGCUCCUCCUCCUCUUCCUCGGCAGAGACCCCUCUGGGCAGGUUCCUGGACCGGCUGCUGGCUCUACUGGUCUGCGGUCAUGAAAGGGUGGGCCUGCACGUCCGCACCAACGUCAAGGAGCUGCUGGGGCUGGAGCUCAGCCCGGCCCUCUACCCCAUGCUCUUCAACAAACUCAGGAACAGCAUCGGACGCUUCUUCGACUCACAGGGUCUGGUCCCCAUCAAUGACACGAAUACUCAGUUUGUGGAGCAGACCAUUGCCAUCAUGAAGAACCUCCUGGACAACCACACAGAGGGCAGCUCUGAGCACCUGGGACAGGCUAGCAUAGAGACCAUGAUGCUCAACCUGGUCAGGUACGUGCGUAUCAUAGGCAACACGCUGCAUGCCAUCCAGAUCAAGACCAAACUGUGCCAGCUGGUGGAGGUGAUGAUGGAGAGACGAAACGACCUGUCCUUCUGCCAGGAGAUGAAGUUCAGAAACAAAAUGGUGGAGUAUCUGACUGACUGGGUGAUGGGUACCUCCAAUCAGGCGGCCGAUGAUGACAUCAAGUGUCUGACCAGAGACCUGGACCAAGCUAGCAUGGAGGCAGUGGUGUCUCUGCUAGCUGGCCUGCCUCUACAGCCCGAGGAGGGAGACGGGGUGGAGCUAAUGGAGGCCAAGUCCCAGCUCUUCCUCAAGUACUUUACUCUGUUCAUGAACCUGCUGAACGACUGCAGUGAGGUAGAGGAUGAUGGCCAGCCCGUGGUCGGGAGGAAGAGGGGCAUGUCCCGACGCUUGGCGUCCCUCAGACACUGCACGGUCCUGGCCAUGUCCAACCUCCUCAACGCCAACGUGGACAGUGGCCUCAUGCACUCCAUCGGUCUGGGCUACCAUAAGGACCUGCAAACGCGGGCCACCUUCAUGGAGGUGCUGACUAAGAUCCUCCAGCAGGGGACAGAGUUCGACACGCUGGCUGAGACGGUGCUGGCCGACCGCUUCGAGAGGCUGGUGGAGCUGGUCACCAUGAUGGGAGACCAGGGAGAGCUGCCCAUCGCCAUGGCGCUGGCCAAUGUGGUUCCGGGAUCCCAGUGGGAUGAGCUGGCCCGUGUGCUGGUCACUCUGUUUGACUCUCGUCACCUGCUGUAUCAGCUGCUGUGGAACAUGUUCUCCAAGGAGGUGGAGCUGGCCGACUCUAUGCAGACUCUGUUCAGAGGAAACAGCCUGGCCAGCAAGAUCAUGACCUUCUGUUUUAAGGUUUACGGGGCGGCGUAUCUACAGAAGCUACUGGAGCCUUUACUUAAAGGAGUCAUCAACACACCAGAGUGGCACAACAUCAGCUUUGAGGUGGACCCGACCAGACUAGAUCAGUUGGAGAACCUGGAGGAGAACCAGAAGAACCUUCUCCAGAUUACCGACCGGUUCUUCCAGGCCAUUAUCAACUCCUCUGGUGCGUUCCCUCCUCAGCUGCGCAGUGUGUGUCACUGUCUCUACCAGGCUACUUGCCACUCUCUACUGAAUAAAGCAACAGUUAAAGAGAAAAAGGAAAACAAAAAAGCAGUGGUGAGCCAGCGUUUCCCCCAGAACAGUAUAGGGGCGGUGGGCAGUGCCAUGUUUCUGCGCUUCAUCAACCCCGCCAUAGUGUCACCUUACGAGGCAGGCAUCCUGGAUAAGAAGCCCCCACCGAGGAUAGAGAGAGGCUUGAAGCUUAUGUCCAAGAUCCUCCAGAGCAUUGCCAACCAUGUUUUGUUUACUAAAGAGGAGCACAUGAGGCCUUUUAAUGACUUUGUGAAAAGCAACUUUGAUGCUGCCAAGCGGUUCUUCUUGGACAUCGCGUCUGACUCUCCUCCCAGUGACUCAGUCUACCACAGCCUGUCCUUCAUCAGCGAUGGCAACGUUUUGGCCCUUCACCGGCUGCUCUGGAACAACCAGGAGAGGAUCGGCCACUACCUCUCCAGCAACAGGGACCACAAGGCUGUGGGCAGGAGGCCAUUUGACAAGAUGGCCACACUCCUGGCUUAUCUGGGUCCCCCUGAACACAAACCUGUGGCUGACACCCACUGGUCCAGCCUCAACCUCACCAGCUCCAAGUUUGAGGAGUUCAUGACCAGGCACCAGGUCCACGAAAAAGAGGAAUUUAAAGCUCUGAAGACCCUGAACAUCUUCUAUCAGGCUGGCACUUCGAAGAAUGGCACCCCUGUCUUCUACUAUGUCGCUCGCAGGUUUAAGACUGGUCAGAUCAAUGGAGACCUUCUCAUCUACCAUGUCCUGCUGACCCUGAAGCCAUACUAUGCCAAGCCCUAUGAGAUUGUGGUGGACCUGACCCAUGUGGGUCCCAGCAAUCGUUUCAAGACCGACUUCCUGUCCAAGUGGUUCGUGGUGUUCCCGGGCUUCGCCUACGAGAACGUGGCGGCCGUCUACGUGUACAACUGCAACACGUGGGUGAGGGAGUACACCAAGUACCACGAGAGGCUGCUGACGGGCCUGAAGGGAAGCAAGCGGGUGCAGUUCAUUGACUCACCGGCGCGUCUGGCAGAACACGUAGAGGUAGAGCAACAGAAGCUCCCAGCAGCCACGUUAGCCCUGGAGGAGGACCUCAAGGUGUUCCACAACGCCCUCAAAGUCGCCCACAAGGACACCAAGGUGUCAAUCAAGGUGGGAUCCACAGCUGUCCAGGUGACAUCAGCAGAGCGCACACGAGUCCUGGGCCAGUCUGUGUUCCUCAACGAUGUAUACUAUGCCUCCGAGAUUGAGGAGAUCUGCCUGGUGGAUGAGACCCAGUUCACCCUGACAAUGGCCAACCAGGGCACACCCCUCACCUUCAUACACCAGGAGUGUGACACCAUCGUCCAGUCCAUCAUACACAUCAGAACGCGCUGGGAGCUGUCCCAGCCAGACUCCAUCCCUCAGCACACCAAAAUCAGGCCCAAAGAUGUGCCUGGCACCUUGCUCAACCUUGCCCUGCUCAACCUUGGCAGCUCCGACCCCAGCCUCAGGUCUGCUGCCUACAACCUGCUGUGUGCCCUAACCUGCACCUUCAACCUGAAGAUUGAGGGUCAACUGCUAGAGACCUCAGGCCUGUGUAUCCCUGCCAACAACACCCUCUUCAUAGUGUCCAUCAGCAAGACACUGGCCGUCAACGAGCCACAUCUCACCCUGGAGUUCCUGGAGGAGUGUAUCUCCGGCUUCAGCAAGUCUAGUAUUGAGCUGAAGCACCUGUGUCUGGAGUACAUGACCCCCUGGCUGCUCAACCUGGAGCGGUUCUGUAAACACAACGACGACGCCAAACGCUUGCGAGUUACCGCCAUCUUGGAUAAGCUCAUAACCAUGACCAUCAAUGAGAAGCAGAUGUACCCCUCUAUACAGGCCAAGAUCUGGGGCAGCCUCGGCCAGAUAACCGACCUGUUGGACGUGGUGCUGGACAGCUUCAUCAAGACCAGUGCUACAGGAGGCCUGGGCUCCAUCAAGGCUGAGGUCAUGGCCGACACGGCUGUGGCUCUGGCCUCAGGAAAUGUCAAACUGGUCUCCAGUAAGGUGAUUGGCCGUAUGUGUAAGAUCAUCGACAAGACGUGCCUGUCUCCCACCCCCACCCUGGAGCAGCACCUGAUGUGGGACGACAUCGCCAUCCUGGCCCGCUACAUGCUCAUGCUGUCCUUCAACAACUCCCUGGACGUGGCCGCCCACCUGCCCUACCUGUUCCACGUGGUCACCCUGCUGGUGGCCACCGGCCCCCUGUCCCUCAGAGCCUCCACGCACGGCCUGGUCAUCAACAUCAUCCACUCCCUCUGCACCUGCUCACAGCUCAACUUCAGCGAGGAGACCAAGCAGGUUCUGAGGCUGAGCCUGACUGAGUUCAGUCUGCCAAAGUUCUACCUGCUGUUCGGCAUCAGCAAGGUCAAGUCUGCGGCUGUUAUAGCCUUCCGAUCCAGUUACCGAGAACGCUCCUUCUCCCCCGGCUCUUACGAAAGGGAAACCUUUGCCCUGUCCUCCCUGGAGACGGUCACCGAGGCUCUGCUAGAGAUCAUGGAGGCCUGCAUGCGGGACAUCCCAGCGUGUAAGUGGCUGGACCAGUGGACCGACCUGGCUCAGAAGUUUGCGUUCCAGUACAACCCGUCCCUGCAGCCCAGAGCCCUGGUGGUGUUUGGCUGCAUCAGUAAGAGGGUGACCCAUGGUCAGAUCAAACAGAUCAUCAGGAUCCUCAGCAAGGCCAGCCCCCUGCUCAGCAUCGACCGGGGUCUGGAGAGUUGCUUAAAGGGCCCUGAUAACUACAACAGCCAGGUUCUGAUUGAGGCCACGGUCAUCGCUCUGACCAAGCUGCAGCCUCUUCUCAGUAAGGACUCCCCCAUGCACAAGGCCGUGUUCUGGGUGGCCGUGGCCGUGCUCCAGCUGGAUGAGGUCAGCCUGUUCUCUGCCGGGACGGCCCUGUUGGAGCAGAACCUGCACACCCUGGACACCCUGAGAGUCUUCAAUGACAAGAGUCCAGAGGAGGUGUUCAUGGAAAUCAGACGUCCUCUAGAGUGGCACUGUAAACAGAUGGACCACUUUGUGGGCCUUAAUUUUAGCUCCAACUUCAACUUUGCUCUGGUGGGACACCUGCUCAAAGGCUACAGACACCCAUCCCCCGCAACUGUGGCCCGGACGGUCCGCAUCCUCCACACGCUGCUGGCCCUGGUUGGGAAGCACCUGAACUGUGACCGGUUUGAGGUGAACACCCAGAGCGUGGCCUACCUGGCAGCCCUUCUCACCGUGUCAGAGGAGGUGCGUAGCCGUUGCAGUCUGAAACACAGGAAGUCUUUGUUGUUGUCGGAGAUGGCUGUGGAGAACGUUCCCAUGGAUACUUAUUCUUUGCACCACCCAGACUCCAACUGCAGGAUGCUCCGAGAGAGCCAGCCAUGGGCGUCUCCCAAGGUGUCAGAGAGCUACCUGAAUCCCUACUACCCUGCAGUGGGGCAGAUCAGCCCCCGGACACGCAAGUCCCUGAGCCUAGACAUGGGCCAGCCGUCCCAGGCCAACACCAAGAAGCUGCUAGGCACCAGGAAGAGUUUCGAUCACCUGAUGUCUGACUGCAAGGCACCAAAGAGGCCAGAGAUGGAGUCCGGCAAUACCAGCCCACCCAAGGUGAGGCGCGUGGCCGAGAAUGACUACGAGAUCGAGAGCCAGAGAAUGGGCAACUCCCACCUCCGCAAGGUGUCUGUGACUGAGUCCAAUGUUCUGUUGGAUGAAGAGGUGCUGACCGACCCCAAAGUCCAGGCCCUUCUGCUCACUGUGCUGGCCACCCAGGUCAAGUACACCACAGAUGAUUUUGACCAAAGGAUCCUGUAUGAGUACUUAGCUGAAGCUAGCGUUGUCUUCCCAAAAGUCUUUCCAGUCGUACACAACCUGCUGGACUCUAAGAUCAACACGCUGCUGUCCAUGUGCCAGGAUGCCAACCUGCUGAACCCAGUGCAUGGCAUUGUCCAGAGCGUGGUCUUCCAUGAAGAGUCUCCCCCACAAUACCAGCCCUCCUAUCUACAGAGCUUUGGCUUCAACGGACUUUGGAGGUUUGCCGGGCCCUUCUCAAAGCAAACUCAGAUCCCUGACUAUGCUGAGCUGAUUGUCAAGUUCCUGGAAGCUUUGAUUGACAGCUACCUGCCGGGUACAGAGGAGGAGAGGAGCGAAGAGCAUCUCCGCACCCCCACCUCCCCCUACCCCCCCGUCACUCAGAGCCAGCUCAGCAUCACCGCUAACCUAAACCUGUCCAACUCCAUGACCUCCCUGGCCACCUCGCAGCACUCUCCAGGUGUGGACAAGGAGAAUGUGCAGCUCUCCCCCAGUGCGGCGCUGUCCUCCGGCGGACGAACCCGCCAUGGCUCCGCCAGUCAGGUGCAGAAACAGCGCAGCGCAGGCAGCUUCAAGAGGCCUAGCAUCAAGAAGAUAGUAUGAGACAAAGAAAUAGAAAGAACAAACGAGUCAAUGAUGGAGAGAACAAUAGCCAUCCGAAAGGCCCCUCCUGGCUCACCGUGCCAGACAUGCUGCACUCUUUUUUUGCCCUUAUUAGUUUUGUUAAUGGAUUGCCCAACUUGACGGUCAGUGUUGUAUGGAGAAGUAGCUGCGCUUGUCACUGUGUUUUCAUUUGAUUGUUGGGAAAAGAUUGCUUUGGGUGGAUGUUAUUUGCAUACAAAAACAUGAUCCAGGAGUUUAUUUUAUUUUAGCCUUUAGAAAGCACUGAAAUGGUCAAGAUGGGGGACAUCAGUCUGAAAUUAUUAGGUAUUUCUGUAGUUAGCUUUGUGUUUGCUCUUUGCCUAUAGAAUUCUCCAUUAAUCUAGAUAGGAGUUCAAUAGAGUUUAAUCUGUUCAGUGUAAGAACUGGUCAUUUGCAUGUCACUGAUGUAUAAAUCUGAAGUGGUUCCUCUCAUCAGAUAGAGCGAUGAGGGAAUGACCGUUGGCCCGCAGUGGGACAAAUAGAGAGGAACUGCACUGGGCCAACAUUUUACUGAUUAUCUCAUUGUUCAAACAUUUCAAUAUAAGUUUUGGUUCCCAAAACAAUAUACUGAUAUAUACAUUGAGAUUGUGAACAGUGUGGACAACAUUUUGUAGACUUACCAUUUGCCAAAGUUUCUUAAGUGUUAUUUAGAAGAAAAAUGCAAGAGCGAAUUGAUUUAUUGCACAAGAACACUUCACAAAAUAGGCAUUUCGCUAAAGGAAAUAUGCAAAUACUUGCUAGAAUGCGCCAAUAGGAUCUUGCUAAUUCGUGCUUGGCUCUGCCACAUUCUUGCUUGUUUUACCCACUUGGCUGUUCUAGCCUCCCAUUGGAGAAGACAGACUGUGGUGUACUCUGGGGUAGUUAUACAAAUCUGAUGUUUAGUGACUGUUGCAUUAUCUGACAUAGGAAGAUGACAUGGCGAAUCAAUGUGGGCAUCCAUGUUGGACCAUGAUGACAUCAUUGUGCCCAGGGGGAAACGUUUGAGAUUUUGGACGUGUAAACUGAAG